Messenger RNA from Dimorphilus gyrociliatus, 1398 nucleotides. NCBI's taxonomy places the organism in Eukaryota, Metazoa, Annelida, Polychaeta, Dinophilidae. The record is from the annotation of a GenBank genome assembly.
AGCAUUUAGCAGGCAUUUUUAUCGGCUGAGACGAGAAUAAACUGCAGAAUGAAUAGAAGAUGUAAAUUACUUGUUCAAAUUUCGUCCAAUUGGAUGAAAAAAAGGACUAUUUCACAAACAGCUGAACCCAGCCCACAAGCUUUUCAGUCGAAACUAUUUUCAAAUAUCGAUCAAACUCAAUUUCCCUGCAUUGCACAAUUAAAUACAAAUAUCGAUGUAGAGCCUGCUUAUCAAAGUGUCGUAACCGGUUAUAAGACGUUUAAGUACUCAAAACCUUUUUAUGUUCGUGAAAAUGAUGGAGUUCUCCCAGAGGUUACAGUAGCUUAUGAGACAUACGGUGAAUUGAAUGAACAGAAGAAUAAUGCUGUCCUAUUGCAAGGUGGCUUAAGUGCCAGUUCGCAUGCCAGAAGUCACCCGGAUAACGAAGAGCCGGGUUGGUGGGAGAAGUUCAUUGGUCCAGGACGCGCGUUGGAUACUGAUAAAUAUUUUAUUAUUUGUACCAAUAAUAUAGGAUCUUGCUAUGGAUCGACAGGUCCGUCAUCAAUCAACCCUAUAACGAAUGAUCAUUAUGCAACGUCCUUUCCGAUUAUCACCAUUCAGGAUAUGGUGAACGCUCAGUUUUUACUACUUGAUCAUUUGGGAAUAGAAAAGUUGCACGCUGCUGUUGGAUCUUCGUUGGGAGGCAUGCUGUCGUUAGCCUCAGCCGCUUUCCAUCCAGAACGCGUUGGUAGAUUGGUUUCGAUAUCUUCGUGUAUGAGAUCUCAUCCUUCAUCGAUCGCUAUGAGAUACUUGCAACGGAAGGCCAUUGUUACGGACCCUAAUUGGCAACAGGGACGUUAUUAUAACACAGACAAAUAUCCUAAGCUUGGAACGAAAUUAGCUAGAGAAAUAGCAACAUUAACCUAUAGAAGUGGACCAGAGUGGGAUCAAAGGUUUAACCGUAGAAAAAUAGACGAGAACGCUAAACCAUCUCUGUGUCCGUACUUUCAAAUUGAAAGUUAUUUGGAUCAUCAAGGGGAAUUAUUUUCAACGAAAUUAGACCCAAAUUCGUUGUUAUACAUAUCCAGAGCAAUGGAUUUGUUUGAUCUGUCCGAACCGUUCGGAACUAUGAAAAAAGCGUUGGCUAGAAUUCAAAUACCAGUUAUGGUUAUUGGUGUUCAAACUGACAUUCUUUUUCCAUGUUGGCAGCAAAAAGAGCUGGCAGAUUGUCUACAAGACGCCGGAAACCAAGGAGUCUCUUACUACGAGCUAAAUUCAUUAUAUGGCCAUGACACUUUCCUGUUAGAUUUAAAUGGUGUUGGUGCUGGUGUAAAGGGCUUCAUAGAAACUGAUAAUUCAGAAAAAGGUCGAGUCGUUAAAGGGAGAAAUGAUCAUAAUCGUGAUAGGAUGUCUUUCUAA